This is a messenger RNA of Sphaeroforma arctica JP610, 185 nucleotides long. RefSeq lists its product as hypothetical. The record is from RefSeq and is a predicted model, not a curated record. NCBI's taxonomy places the organism in Eukaryota, Ichthyosporea, Ichthyophonida. The transcript has a single exon. The annotation marks the transcript as partial.
AUGCAUCUCGCACAUGCUACAGCGCUGCUCAUGGUUCCGUUGGUAGGUAAACCCAAGUUAGUGGGCGGUCUCCUGGCGUCUGGCAUGACCUUGUUCUGCGGAUCGGUGUACGCAAGCGCCUACACCCAAGACCGUGCCUAUGGGGCUGUGGCACCGUACGGCGGGUUUAUGCUGAUCUUUGGCUG